Molecule: messenger RNA, 1710 nt
Organism: Abrus precatorius (Indian licorice)
Lineage: Eukaryota; Viridiplantae; Streptophyta; Magnoliopsida; Fabales; Fabaceae
Product: (3S,6E)-nerolidol synthase 1-like
Exons: 7
Coding region: 1-1710 (569 amino acids)
Biological process (GO): diterpenoid biosynthetic process
Molecular function (GO): terpene synthase activity; magnesium ion binding
Source: RefSeq, a predicted model, not a curated record
AUGGCGCUGCAUUUCGAAUCGUGCCUUGUCCCUCUCAAACCUCAAAUUAUUGCCACAAAAGCACAGCUUUCUCAAAGCUUUAAUCCUGGCAAACUUGAUUCUCUUCUUACUGUUAACAAAUGGAACAUUGCACAGGAUGAAAGGUCUAGAGCGUUAUUGAUGAAAACAGGAGACCUGUGCAUUAAUCACUCAGAGAAACUGGAAGUGGUGAAGCAUGAAUUAAGGAAUGUGGGUGAAAAUUCAUGCAAAGGUUUGUACAUGGUUGAUGCUCUGCAGCGCCUAAAUAUUGAUUACCACUUUCAAGACGAAAUUCAAGCAUUCCUACUAAGGCAAUAUUUAAAUUCUAAUGUUCUUGCCGGCGGCACUGGUCAUAAUGAUAUUCAUGAGAUUGCACUUCGCUUCAGGCUACUGAGACAACAAGGUCACUUUGUGUCCCCAGAGGUGUUUGACAAGUUCACAAACAAGGAGGGGAAGUUCAACCCAAAACUAGGUGAAAACGUUCAGGGAAUGAUAAAUUUAUAUGAAGCCUCACAGUUAAGCAUAGCGGGAGAAGACAUACUUGAAGAAGCUGGAGAAUUUUGUAGCCAGUUGCUAAAGGAGAAAGUGGAUUACAUUGAUAUUCAUGAAGCUCAGUUUGUGAACAGAACAUUAGAACAUCCUUUUCACAAAAGCUUGCCCAUGUUUACCGCUAGAAAUUUCUUCGGUGAUUUUCAUGGCACGAAUCAAUGGUUAAGUUCCUUAAAAGAAGUGGCAAAAUUGGAUUUCACUUUGCUGCAAGGCUUACACCAUCGAGAGAUUGCUCAAAUCUCACAAUGGUGGACAGGACUUGGUUUUGCCAACGAGUUAAAGUAUGCGAGAAAUCAACCACUUAAAUGGUACAUUUGGUCCUUGGCAUGCCUCACUGAUCCUGCAAUGUCAGAGGAAAGGGUUGAGCUCACAAAACCAAUAUCUUUAAUCUACAUAAUAGAUGACAUUUUCGAUGUUUAUGGGACCCUAGACGAAUUAACUAUUUUCACAGAAGCGGUUUCUAGAUGGGAUAUUACAGUUACUGAGAAUCUACCAGAUUACAUGAAGUCAUGUUUCAGGGUCCUCUAUAAUGUCACAAACGAAAUCAGCUCCAAGGUCUAUCAGAAGCACGGGUGGGACCCCUCACACUCACUUCAAAACACGUGGAAGAGUUUGUGCGAAGCGUUCCUAGUUGAAGCAAAAUGGUUUGCUUCUGGGAAAUUGCCGAGUGCUGAAGAAUACUUAAAGAAUGGGAUAGUAAGCUCUGGAGUGCAUAUUGUGCUGGUUCACGCUUUCUUUCUUUUGGGUCAUGGAUUGAACAAGGAAAAUGUUCACAUCUUAGACACAAUCCCAGGCAUCGUUUCUUCCCCUGCAACAAUUCUUCGACUUUGGGAUGACUUGGGAAAUGCAGAGGACGAGAAUCAACGAGGGAAUGAUGGAUCGUACGUGAAAUGUCUCAUGAUGGAUCACCCAGAAUACACGAUGAGAAGAGCAAGAGAGAAAGUAAUGAGUAAGAUCUCUAAUGCAUGGAAGAGCCUCAACCAAGAGUGCCUAUUUAGUAGCCAUUUUCAUACAGCUUUCGCUAAGGCUUCACUCAAUCUUGCAAGGAUGGUACCAUUAAUGUAUAGUUAUGACGACAAGCACUCCCUUCCAGGGCUAGAGGAGCAAGUCAAGUCCUUGCUUUAUGAUAAUGUUCUUUUAUAA